Molecule: messenger RNA, 1596 nt
Organism: Glarea lozoyensis ATCC 20868
Lineage: Eukaryota; Fungi; Ascomycota; Leotiomycetes; Helotiales; Helotiaceae
Exons: 5
Coding region: 1-1596 (531 amino acids)
Biological process (GO): transmembrane transport
Cellular component (GO): membrane
Molecular function (GO): transmembrane transporter activity
Source: RefSeq, a predicted model, not a curated record
AUGCCUCGUCAUCCGGGAGAUGAUGCGGAUGCAGCACAAUUGGCGGCCCUUGGGCAUAAAGCGGAACUCAAUCGUAACUUCUCUCCAUUGGCAAUGCUAGGUCUUGCCUUUGCAAUAUUGAACUCUUGGACAGCACUUUCAGCCAGUCUGUCGCUAGCGCUUCCUAGUGGUGGGUCAACAUCGGUAUUAUGGGGCUUGAUCACCGCUGGUAUCUGCAAUCUUUCUCUGGCAGUAUCCCUUGCUGAAUUUCUGUCCGCGUAUCCGACAGCGGGUGGCCAAUAUCACUGGGUUGCUGUAAUCACACCCAAAAAAUGGAUGGCAUUACUCAGCUGGAUCACGGGUUGGAUCAACGUUAGCGGAUGGAUUGCACUCGUUGCCAGCGGUGGACUCUUAGGUUCUCAACUAAUCUUGGGAACAAUAUCCCUAUGGAAUCCAAAUUUCGUUUCUCAGCGCUGGCACGCCUUUUUGAUUUACCUGGGAUACAACAUCGUAUCAUUCCUCGUGAACGCAUUCAUGACAGGACUUCUUCCAUUGAUCACAAAAUCAGCUUUGAUCUGGUCAAUUACCGGCUUUGCAGUAAUCUCCAUCACGAUCCUCGCUUGCGCGUCCCCAAACUACUCAUCAGCUUCAUUCGUCUUCACUGAAUUCAGAAACGACACUGGAUGGCCGAAUGGAAUCGCAUGGCUGCUUGGUUUGCUUCAAGCGGGUCUAGGCUUGACGGGAUUCGACGCAGUGGCACAUAUGAUCGAGGAAAUACCCAAUCCCGCUGUCGAAGGUCCAAAGAUCAUGAUCGCAUGUGUGGGAAUAGGAAUCGGUACUGGUUUCAUCUUCCUGACGAUUCUGCUUUUUGUUGCUGGGCAGAUGGAUGGGCCAGAUGGUGUUCUUUCUUCUACGGCCGGUCCGCUUCUUCAAAUUCUUUAUAAUGCGACAGGAAGCAAGGCUGGUGCGACGUGUCUCUUGUUAUUCCCUCUAGUAUGUCUCAUGUUCGCGACAAUCGGCAUCACAUCAACAUCGAGUCGAAUGACCUACGCAUUCGCGAGAGACAGAGGUCUCCCAUACUCACGCUUUUUUGCGAAAGUCCACGCGACACUUGACUUACCACUCAACGCACUCUAUCUAACGCAAGUGCUAGUCGUCAUAUUCGGAUUGAUUCUGCUUGGGUCCAGCGCGGCGUUGAAUGCCAUCAUUUCGGCCUCGGUCGUUGCUCUUGGCGUCUCUUAUGGUAUCCCGAUUGCUAUUAAUUGUCUGCAAGGCAGGAGAAAAUUGCCGGCUUCCAGACCCUUUCGACUACCUUCCUGGCUGGGCUGGAUUGCUAACUUGAUCGGUCUCGCGUAUGUGAUUGUAACAACAGUCCUAUUCUUAUUCCCUCCAGAAUUACCAGUCACGGGUUCAAACAUGAAUUACUGCGUCGUGGUCUUCUUUAUCAUCCUUGUCAUAUCAGUCGUACAAUGGUUCGUCGACGGUCGAAAGAAUUUCACCGGCCCGCAGGUCAACGUCGAUGAAUUGCAAGCUGGAGUCGUCGCCGGUAUGGAUCCUGUGAUGAGCUCGACACAGAGACAGGAUUUGUCGUCGGAUGAUGGGAAGGAGUUGAAGUAG